Messenger RNA from Closterium sp. Yama58-4, 1578 nucleotides. The record is from the annotation of a GenBank genome assembly. Lineage: Eukaryota; Viridiplantae; Streptophyta; Zygnematophyceae; Desmidiales; Closteriaceae.
AUGUACCUCACACUGUACCACCUUGUCACCCGCCUCCCUGACUCCCUUCGCACUGUCAGGGACCAGUUUCUCGCUCUCUCCCCCACUGACCUCACUGUCGACCUCCUCGAGAAGGAACUCCUAGCAGCUGAGAAGAGUAUUGUAGCUGUAGGUGCCUCUCGUGGUGACCCCCGCACCCCCUUCUUUGAAGGGUGCUCCCCCUCCCCCCUCCUCCCCUCCAUUGCAUCUGCUGCUGCUGUCGACUACCUCGGUGCUGAGGGAGUCGGGACUGCGUCUGCUCCCCGUGGGAGGCGCAAGAGCGGCAAGGGCAAGGGGGGCAGAGGUGGUGGAGGUGGAGGUGGGGGCGGCGGCGGUGGAGGGGGUGGGGGGGGCGGGGGUGGUGGCGGAAGAGGGAGUGGCGCGGGUGGUGGGGGGGUCAGUGGCGGCGCAGGGGGUGGUGGCGGCGGCGGCGGUGGUGGGGGUGGGGGUGGUGGAGGAGGUGGUGGCGGUAGUGGCGUUGGUGGAGCGGGUGGCGGGCGCAGUGGAGCGGUGCAGCGUGGGGGGAAGGGAAUUGAUAUCUUUGCUCUUGAUUAUGAUGCUAUCCUUGCUGCCAUGUAUGCAUUGACUAUUAGUGCUGAGGGUGACUGUUACCUGAGUGUGCCGCCUGACCCAGGUAUUGGUACUGGUAUGGCUGCUGCGCUAGGUGCUAGUGCGUCUGCGUCUGCUGGUACUGAGUCUGCUACAGCACUGCACACCUUCACCCUGGACUCAGGUGCUUCCCGCUGUUUCUUUCGUGACCGCACAGUCCUUGAGUCACUCGAGCGGCCUGUUGCUGUCUCCCUUGCUGACCCCUCUGGGGGCCCGGUCCUUGCGACCUCCUCCACUGUCCUCCCUUGUCCUGCGGCCCCGUCUGGCACUUUGUCGGGUCUUUACCUCCCCUCGUUCUCUACGAACUUGGUGGCGGGCUCUGCUCUCCAGGACGGGGGUGUUCACCAGUUCACCCCUGCCUAUGAGCGAGUGACCCACUGUACGUGUGCUCGGACGGGUCGCCACCUGGCUACCUUCACUCGGCAGCCGGGGUCCGACCUGUACACACUGACCACUGAGUCCCCUCAGAGUUCUCCCUCCCCUCCCACCCUCGCCUGCUGUCUUCCCUGUGUCGAGGGGCGGCAGCGCGCCACCCCUCACUCCUCCUCGUUCCCUCCCACAGAGGCUCCCCUGCAGACUCUUCACCUGGACGUGUGGGGCCCAGCCCGCGUCCGGGGACAGGGCCACGAGCGGUACUUCCUGCUGGUCGUCGACGACUACUCGCGCUACACCACGGUCUUCCCCUUGCGGACCAAGGGUGAGGUCCCUGAUGUUUUGAUCCCUUGGAUCCGCGCUGCUCGUCUCCAGCUCCGCCAGCGGUUCCAGUCGGACUUUCCCGUCCUGCGUCUGCACUCUGACAGGGGUGGCGAGUUUUCCUCUGCCCUCCUGGCUGCCUACUGUGCGGAGCACGGCAUCCGCCAGACUUUCACUCUUCCGGACUCCCCACAACAGAAUGGGGUUGCUGAGCGCCGCAUUGGUCUAGUCAUGGAGGUCGCUCGUACCUCUUUUUAG